Phyllostomus discolor (pale spear-nosed bat) is the source of this 6135-nucleotide messenger RNA. RefSeq names its product SWT1 RNA endoribonuclease homolog (gene SWT1). Gene Ontology annotation, cellular component: nucleus. The transcript is spliced from 19 exons. The coding region runs from base 319 to 3066 and encodes 915 amino acids. The record is from RefSeq and is a predicted model, not a curated record. NCBI's taxonomy places the organism in Eukaryota, Metazoa, Chordata, Mammalia, Chiroptera, Phyllostomidae.
UGCGCAGAAGCGAACUAGCGAAGGCGGCCAAUGAGGUAAGAGAGUUUUGUUUCCACAGUGCGUCUCCGUUCCAGCCGUCAACCACUAAACCAAGCCAAGACUACAAUUCCCAGGGUGCACCGCGCCGACGGGGGGCGGAGCCGGAGUUCUAAAGCCUAGAAGAAAGUCAAUGCAAAGCUAAACGGUCGCUCUGGAGCCUUCGAGUGGUAACGGGGUCCGAGUACAGAACUACAUUUCCCAGCGGGCCUCGGGCUCAGGGGUCUCUUUCUCUCGGCCGGGACUCCGGAGUCGCCCCUGCCCCCGGCGCUGCUUUUCAAAAUGUCCAACAAAGACUCUUGUGGAAAAACAGAGACAUCUCAGAGGAAAGACAUCACCUCAUUAUCCAACUUUGAUGAAGAAGAUAAGAAAGAUAAAAGGACCUCGGCAAGUUCUAUGAGUUCAUCUUCCUCUAGAAGAUAUGGUUCAUCAGAGAAGAGAAAACUGAAAUCAGAUCAUAUAGACAUUCCGAACUGUAAUAUAAAAAGAAGACAAGAUCUGAAAAGGCCAAAUGUAGACCCUGACAUUCCAAGGAAGAGACCAAAACUCACUUCGUCAUCCCAAGGACCUGUUACACUCCAAGAAGCAUCAUAUUCUAAUGAUAAUCAAAUGAUUUCACAAAGUCAUUCUUCAGAUGGAACUAAAAGACAUAAGAGUAAAUGUGUAGAUUUGAAAGUGAAAGAUAUUAAACCGACAAAUGUUAGGAGCAACCUUGACCAUGGAAGUAAAAACCAUAGCAGUCCUAAAAUUGCCAAAGAUGUGAAACCUGAAGCCGAAGGCCAGGCCGGUGAAAGAGCAUGGCCUCGUGUACUUGCUCAGAGGGAGAAGAUGAAGGAGCCCAGGAAAGAAAGGCACAGUAAAUAUAGAGACAGUUCUGAAAAACGUGCUGUGGAAAAGUGCAAGAGAAUUCAAUUUUCUCAGGAUUAUAAUUCCAACAAGAUAAUUAAAGAACCCUGUGAAUCCAGAAGAAGGAAAGUCAGUUUCAAAAUUCCAGUAAAAUCUCACGAUCCCCAUCAGAAACUUGUAGAAGAAAAUGUUUUCCUUUCAGAUUCCAGCAAGUCAAGGAGUAAGCAGAAGAAAAAAGGGCGCCUGGAAAACUUUCAGGGUCCAUCAAAUUUGAUGAGGCACAAAAGUAAACAUUUAUUUUCAGAUUCUACUUAUAAGCAUAUGGUUCAUGAGUGGAGAGGAAAAUCUCAUCAUGAGCAUCAAGAAAGUAAUGAUUCAACUUCAAGUGAAAACCUGACCCAGGUUUUUGAAGCACGAUGCUCUUCAGUGUCAUAUGAAAUUAUUCAAGAUACAGAUGAAGAGAUGCAGAUAGUGGAAGAGCUUCACGCUGCACGUGUGGGGAAAAGUGUGGACUUGCCCGUGGUUCCCCCUCCUGGAGAGCUGUCCAGUAUGGAGAUAGACUUGGUGGAAGAUGAUGUGCAUUGCUCUGCUGCAAAUACAGCUUCAGACAAACAACUUCUAAUUGUUAUUGAUACAAAUAUUCUGAUGAAUCAUCUCAAAUUUGUUAGAAUUUUGAAGACAACAGAAAUCCCAGGCUUUGACAGACUUGUGUUAAUAAUUCCCUGGGUUGUGGUACAAGAGCUAGAUCGUAUGAAGGCAGGAAAACUACUGAAAUAUGCCCAGCACAAAGCCAUACCUGCGGUCCGUUUUAUCAAUGACAGUCUCAGAGAUCAAGAUAAAAAACUAUGGGGUCAGUCCAUACAACUUGCAUCUCAGAAACUUUAUGGAUUGAGUGAUGAGAACAAUGAUGAUCGAGUAUUAAAAUGCUGUCUUCAGUACCAGGAAUUAUUCCCUAGUUCUCUUGUUAUUCUGUGCACGGAUGAUAGAAAUUUAAGAAACAAAGGCCUAAUAAGUGGUGUGAAGUCACUCAGUAAAGAAGAACUGAGUGCAGAGUUCUUAAGCUUGUCCCCGAGCACAGCUGUGUGUCAUCAGUCUUGUGUGCCUAAGCAACAGUUGAAAGCAGAAGCAACACCUUUGGGAGAAAGUAAUCAGGAAAAAUCUACAAAUUCAGGACUACUCAUUCUACUUGAAGGCAUAGUAUCUGAUCUUGAAAAAUCUCUUGGAACAGCUUUAUCUUCAAUAUUAGAAACAGAAAUGAAAAUCGCUUUUGGAAACCUGUGGAUGGAGAUGCUGUACUUGAAACCACCAUGGACUCUAAUGCAUUUAAUACAGUGCUUUAAAAAACAUUGGUUGGCUGUAUUUGGAUUAAUUAUGGAAAAGAACUUGCUUUUAACUGUUGAAAGCUUAUAUGAAAAUCUCUGUAAAGCUAACAGUGCAGUAGAUUUUACAACAGUGAAAUUCCUGCUCCAGGAUUCCCAAAGCCUGUUACAUGCCUUCAGUACAAGGUCAAAUUAUGAUGGUGUUCUUCCGCAGGCCUUUGCUCAAGUAAACACACUACUUCAAACGUUUGCAGAGGCCAAGGCAAAACUUAAUCAGAAUGCUUCAGAAAAGACAGCAGGUAAAAAGCAAGAAGCUGAUUCUCCAUUGAAGUCUAACAACCAAGAAAUCACCAUUUUCUCAGGUUCUCAUCCACCCCAACCCAACAAGCAUCAAGAAAUCUGGUCUGUUUUAGAGAGCGUUUGGAUUACAAUAUAUGAGAACAGCACAGAUGUGUUUCAGAGAUUGGGCUCAAAUUCAGCUCAGACCUCCUCAAAAAUAGCGUCAUUUGAAGAAGCGUUUAUCUACCUUCAAAAGUUAAUGGCAGCUGUGAAGAAUAUUCUUGAAGGAAUUCAGAGGAUUUUGGUCCCCAACAGUAGUUAUCAAGAUGUUGAGACUCUCUAUAAUGUCUUAAUCAAGUAUGAGGUAAAUGAAAGUGUCAAAUUUACUGCCCAGGAGCUUUAUGAUUGUGUUUCACAGACUGAGUAUCGACCCUUUGAAAGAGGCCGACAGUCCUCGGACCGUGUUUUGAAGAACAGCUGGUGUACAGAACACUCACAUGCCUCCCUUUCCACUGACAAAAGAGACCUGCACCCAUUUCUGUUUGUGUUCUCUCUUCCAUCCUCUCAAGUGACUUUGUGUUUAUAAUUCUCAACCUGAUCUUGAUGGUUUUGCUGCAUAUUAUUACUUAAAAAUAUGUGAAUUAAAUUGCAUCUGUUUUUUAACUUAGUGGAAUCACUCUGUAUAUAUUUUUUAAACAAAUAAUUUGGUUCAUAUUGGUUCAUAUGUAAUAAAAAAGUAGUCUAUAUCUGAUUUUUGUAUGCAGAGAGAGGGUAUAGGCCUAACACUGGGCCCAGACGAACCCUGAGGAGCAAAAAGUCCAUUUACUCAACCUGUUCAGUGUUGCCCUCCAGUCUCACACCCCCUGCCCCUCCACCCCACGCUGUCUUGUACGUCAGCAGUGAGAUUCACCUUGUAGGGACGUGGAGCCGGGGGUGGUUUACAGUCCCGUCAUCACGUGAUGUGUGUGUUCCUGUUGUCACCCCUGCGCUGUGCAGAAUCACGCAGCGAAGAUCACAGGGCUCACGAGAACAAAUGGGCUGGGGCGUGUCACUCAAAAACCUAAUCAGGAGUGCAUUAAAAAGUCAAAAUGAUAUCACAGAUUUGCACAUAUUCAAUAGUUAGGAAAUACAUAAAUGCUAUAAUAAAAUGGACACUUGACCUUGAAAAAGAGCUGGGAUUGCUCGUGGAAGUGGUCGUUGGAAGAGCUGCAGCCUGUCGGUUCAUGUGAUGUGCUGGGGGAGGGACAUCUGGAAUUGGAUGUGAAGCUGCAGCACCAGGUGUGAGUGGACGUGGCCUACAGCCGCAGGAAGCUGAGGGAGCCGGUGCGUUUCUGAGGUGUGUGCGUGAGUGUGUGUUGUAUGUCCCCAAGCAGCUUGGCUCAGCUGGGUGCAGUUUUCUCUGCUCGCCUAGCAUCUCUCACUGCCGAAAUUACAUGUGAAAAAAUGUGAAACUUGUGUUAUGUGCUCAAAUUGUUCUUGAAUAUAUCAGUGCAGUUGGAACAAAUCUGUGUGUGUGGAACAGGCACUGUAGCAGAACUGUUUUUCCACUGCUGGGUAAUAUGCCAGUAUGUCACUCAGUCACUGUUUAUUUGCUGUUGAUACUGUGCAAAUACACCUUUGUUGCAACGGAAUUCUGUGUACAGGUUCAGGGACGGAGUUGACGAUCAAAGAGCUUCUGUUAAAACUCUCAGUUGAUGAAUUUAUUUGAAGAUCAAGACACUAGGAUUGAUAAUCAUACACAAAUGUUACUAAGCAGUACAGCUGUGAAGGUGUGCUCAUUAGAAUCAAAAAAAUUUUCCAAGAAAACCUGAAGCCAGUGGGCCUGCAUGAUGUUGUUCCGGGUGGCAAGAAUGAUUUUUUACUGUCAUCUGCAGACUAUCAAUUAAUCAAUUGUACUCUUAUUUAUAGAUCUUUAUAGACAGCUUAUACUUGAAGGUUGUGUACAUGAGAUCUGUGUAAAAAAUAGUGUCUCAGCCUCAGCCGUGCGUUCAGAAGCGUGGAAAGCCCACUCUAGAUAACCUGGAGGGCUGAGUCCCUUGCAGGAUGGCUCACAUGUCUAAAUUACUUCAAGUUCAACCUACUGUUGGAAUAAUUGGGAGGGGUUUUGGAGGGGGUGGGGUGGGAGGUGGAGAGGGAGUAGGGGUCAAAGUUGAAUUUUUAGAGUUAAAGCAGUUGUACCUGUUUUUGUCUCCUUUGUUUUCUUUCCACCUACAAUCCCAGGGGUUUGAACUAUGGUAUUAACAAGCCCACUCUUAUACCCAGAAGGGUGAUUUUGAAACCAAAUAUAUAAUAUCUUGAAUGAGUUGAAAAAUGGCAAUUGCUGUUCAGCAGGCUUUUGAUUCAUAGCUUUUAGAUGUGUUAACCUGCUGUUCAUUUUGGAACUGUUCGCCCCGUUCACAGUGAACGGUGUCUCCUGUGUCGGCCUCCCGUAUCGUGCCCAGCUCAGUUUCCAGACCAGCUGCCAAAAGACCUUCUUUUGGUGUCAGUGGUUCCUGUCAGACGCAGGGUUAAACGCAGUACGUAGAGGGUGUUAGCGUUUUCCUGUGGUCCGGAGGUGCAAACAGAGGAGUGGUUGAACUUUCACAUAGCUGGCCGCAUUUGGCAAUGUUAAGAAAAGCAAUUACUUAAAGUGUCUGAAUUUCCUGUUCCUUGGUUUUUGUUACACAGUGUUAGUUGUGAGGAAGGACAUAGUUCAUGUGCCCGGCACCAUAUUUAUUGCAGUAGGGAUGUAAUUAAAUAGCUGAAGAACAUAAAACUUCUUUAUAGGCCUGAUAAAGCAGGAAAUUAAGGUUUUACAUUGAAAGUGGCUUUGAUCAAGAGUUGAAUUCCAUGGCACUGGGGAACCUUGGUCUUCACACUAUGAACUGGUUAGUGUCCUGCCUUCCAUAGUUUGUAGACUCUCUGAUGUGGCAUUUGGUCUCGCUGCUGGGGUCUGUCUGCACUGUGCACCCUGAGCAGAGGAGGGGUUGCCUCAGAGAACCCAGAUGGUAAAUUAAUGAGAUUGUUAGACAGAUACCAGACACAUAUAUCUUGUGUGAUAUCUUUUAUGUGUAUGAGAAAUAAGCUAGAAGUGUUUAAUUCACUUUGCCCUGUAAGUUCUUGACAGAGUGUUCUGGCAUGUUUGCACGGUGAGUCCCUAAGGUCAUUUCUUCUACAUGAAAUGCAAACUAGUUGUAACAGCAGCCUUGUGAAGUACCUGGCAUAUCCAGCUAAUAUGCUACCUAAGAAGGUACGUGUACCAGAAGCUUUCCUUCCCUGUGGCAAGUGCUUUCAGGAGUGAGUGCUUCCUAACCCCCAGAACCAGCUCCCCGGUAACGGCUUUGAGGGUGUCUUUGAACUGUGGUUCCUGGACCCCAGGGUCAACAUCGGUCACCUGGGGACUUGGAAGAAAUGCAGACCUUAGGGCUCUGCCCUAGACCUCCUGAGUCAUCGGGUCUGGGGGUGGAGCCCAGCAAUCUAUUUUCCAGUCCCUCCAGGCCAUGCCGAAGUUUGAGAACCCCUGUGUCCUAGAAUCCUCGACUGAAAAAAAGCCUGAGAAGAAGAAUCUAGAACUCAGAUUUAAGACCUUUGAUGUUUCUGCUUUAAGUAGAAAAGAAUUACAUUAUUUUUGUCUCUAGGUGCAGUAAUACUUUGCAGUGAAUUUGACUUCAUUAUU